GGGCUUCAAAGCAAACGUCAACAAGUCAUCGCCGAAUGUACUAAAAUGGUACUAAAACCAAACUCUGUACACGUAUUCUGGGAUGUCAUGAAGUGUAAAGAAAAUUUGGGAAAAUAAUUUGUGAAAUUUGCUGAAAAUUUGCCGUUUUUUGAAGGAACGUUUGCGAGCAUCGAAUAACUCAAAAUGUCGUUAUCAGAAGCGUCUUGCUAUACCAUCAUCAAUGCACAGGAAACCGAGCCAUACAAUGAGAUGCAGCUGAAGCUGGAUCUGGAAAAAGGCGAGUUGAAUGUGAAAAUAGACACGCUGAAACGAGUGAUCCAACUUCUGCUGAAUGGGGAACGCCUACCGAGCUUGUUGAUGACCAUCAUCCGGUUCGUGCUGCCGCUGCAGAAUCAUACGAUCAAGAAGCUGUUGUUGAUCUAUUGGGAAAUCGUUCCGAAGACUUCUCCCGAUGGCAAACUGCUGCAGGAGAUGAUUCUGGUGUGCGACGCCUACCGGAAGGAUCUCCAGCAUCCGAACGAGUUUCUUCGGGGAUCAACCUUGCGAUUUUUGUGCAAACUGAAAGAGCCGGAACUUUUGGAACCACUGAUGCCAGCUAUCCGAGCUUGCUUGGAACACCGUCAUUCGUAUGUUAGGAGAAAUGCCGUACUCGCUAUAUUCACCAUCUACAAGAACUUCGAAUGGCUGGUUCCGGACGGACCGGAAUUGAUUGCCAACUUCUUGGACACCCAGCAGGACAUGUCUUGCAAGCGAAAUGCCUUUCUCAUGUUGCUCCAUGCCGACCAGGAGAGAGCUUUGAACUAUUUGGCAUCGUGCCUGGAUCAGGUCAACAAUUUCGGGGACAUUUUGCAGUUGGUCAUUGUGGAGUUGAUCUACAAGGUGUGUCAUGCCAAUCCUGCCGAGAGGUCCCGUUUCAUUCGAUGCAUUUAUAAUUUGUUGAACUCAUCUUCGAAUGCAGUUCGUUAUGAAGCAGCUGGAACGCUGGUUACACUUUCGACGGCACCGACGGCCAUCAAGGCCGCCGUCAGUUGUUACAUCGAACUGAUUAUCAAGGAGAGCGAUAACAAUGUGAAACUGAUCGUACUUGAUCGUUUGAUUGCCCUGAAGGAGAACGAAAACAUGGAAAGGGUCAUGCAAGAGCUGGUAAUGGACAUUUUGCGCGUUUUGUCCGCUACGGAUAUUGAAGUCCGUCGGAAAACGCUGACACUUGCCAUGGAACUGGUUUCCUCGAGAAACAUAGAAGAAAUGGUGUUGGUUCUGAAGAAGGAAGUUUCAAAGACCCACAACAUUGAGCAUGAAGACACGGGAAAAUAUCGCCAGUUGCUGGUUAGAACCCUUCACAGCUGUUGCAUCAAGUUCCCCGAUGUCGCCGCAACGGUAAUACCCGUACUGGUCGAAUUCCUCUCGGACUCUAACGAGCUAGCCGCAGCCGAUGUUCUCAUUUUCGUUCGGGAAGCCAUUCAAAAGUUCCCGCACCUUCAGGAACUGGUCAUCGAAAAGCUCCUAGAAGCUUUCCCGGCUAUCAAGUCGUCGAAAAUUCAACGGGCGGCCCUCUGGAUUCUGGGAGAGUAUGCCACCUCGGUGAAGGACAUCAUGGACGUGAUUGCCAUCGUUAACCAAACGCUCGGAGAGGUACCGAUCGUCGAAGCAGAGCAGAGACGGCUGGCCGGCGAUGAGAAUGAAAACGAUGAAAACAAGGCACCGAACGCAGGGGCCGUGCCGAACAACAAGGUCACCUCGGAUGGAACCUACGCGACGCAGAGUGCUUUCAGUGUGGCUCCUGUAUCCAAAAAGGUGGAACGUCCGCCUCUACGCCAAUACUUGAUGGAUGGGGAUUUCUUCAUCGGUGCUACGCUGGCAUCCACGUUGACUAAGUUGGUGCUGCGAUUUAUCGAUUUGGAACCGAAUGAGAAAAAGCAGAACCGUCUCUGCACAAGCGCCAUGCUAAUUAUGAGCUCGAUCCUUCACCUGGGGAAAUCCGGUUUGCCAACGAAGGCCAUCACCAACGAUGACAUGGAUAGGAUUUUCCUCUGCUUGAAGACACUUAGCCAGCGUACGCCCGAGGUGGUGCACAUUUUUAAACAAUCCUGCCGCGAUGCUCUGGCCGGUAUGCUGAACGCUCAUAACGCCGAAGAGCAGCAAACGCAGAAAGACAAGCAAAAAACGGCCGCCAAGAUACAACCGGAUGAUCCGAUUGCAUUUACCCAGUUGUCAAACGGCAAGAAUGACCAGUUGGGCGAAAACGUUUUUGAGUCGAGUUUGAAUCAGGCUCUUGCCGGAACGAAGAGUACCACUCUGUCCGAUGUGGCCUCGCCCAACAACAAGCUGAACAAGGUCACUCAGCUGACGGGAUUCUCCGAUCCGGUGUACGCCGAAGCCUAUGUCCACGUAAACCAGUACGACAUUGUGCUGGAUGUGCUGAUUGUGAAUCAGACGAACGAUACGCUGCAAAAUUGUACCCUGGAACUGGCCACGGUUGGCGAUUUGAAGUUGGUGGAACGACCACAUCCGGUUGUACUGGCGCCGCAUGAUUUCUGCAACAUCAAAGCCAACGUUAAGGUGUCGUCUACGGAGAAUGGAAUCAUUUUUGGAAAUAUCGUGUACGACACCACCGGAUCAUCCAACGUUGUAGUGUUGAACACCAUUCACAUUGACAUCAUGGACUACAUCCUGCCCGCCAGCUGUACUGACACCGAGUUCCGCUCCAUGUGGGUCGAAUUCGAGUGGGAAAACAAAGUAUCGGUGAACACCACCCUAACCGAUCUGCACGAGUAUCUAAAAAUGCUACUCAAAUCGACCAACAUGAAGUGUCUCACGCCGGAGAAGGCCCUUUCGGGACAGUGCGGCUUCAUGGCUGCCAAUAUGUAUGCCAGAUCGAUCUUCGGAGAAGAUGCUUUGGCCAAUUUGAGCAUAGAGAAGCCACUGGAUCGCCCAGAUGCACCUGUAACUGGACACAUUAGGAUACGUGCUAAGAGUCAGGGCAUGGCUCUCAGUUUGGGCGACAAAAUCAACCAUACCCAAAAGUGUCUGCAGGAGAAACCAGUUGCGGCUUAGAAUUUGUUUUCUUCUGAACUAUUUUAUCUCUCGUUCGGAGCUCGUUGCUAUUUUCUUGGUUUUCCGAGUUUCAACGACCGAUCGUACUUUUGAGGGACAGCGCGAACGGAACAUAGUGUGUAGAAAUUCAUUCCUAUACAAUAUGCUUAGUAUUAGAACAAAAAUCAACCUUCGGAUAACGUGCAAAGUGACUAUAUUACGCAAAAGGUAACUUUUCAGCAAAAAAUAAUACAAAUACACACAGAAGCAUAGCGGAGCAGAUUUACAAAUUCAGCAGUCUGGUAAUUAGAAACUCAUGCAUGAAGUUAUUGUUUACGCAAACUAUUGACUAUUAAUAUAUAUUCCCAAAUAUGCGAAAA
Messenger RNA from Aedes albopictus (Asian tiger mosquito), 3413 nucleotides. RefSeq names its product coatomer subunit beta (gene betaCOP). Gene Ontology annotation, molecular function: structural molecule activity. Gene Ontology annotation, biological process: intracellular protein transport; endoplasmic reticulum to Golgi vesicle-mediated transport; intra-Golgi vesicle-mediated transport. The record is from RefSeq and is a predicted model, not a curated record. Bases 184 to 3054 code for a protein of 956 amino acids. NCBI's taxonomy places the organism in Eukaryota, Metazoa, Arthropoda, Insecta, Diptera, Culicidae. The transcript is spliced from 7 exons. Gene Ontology annotation, cellular component: COPI vesicle coat; cytoplasm.